This is a messenger RNA of Yarrowia lipolytica CLIB122, 405 nucleotides long. RefSeq lists its product as uncharacterized. Lineage: Eukaryota; Fungi; Ascomycota; Dipodascomycetes; Dipodascales. The record is from RefSeq and is a predicted model, not a curated record.
AUGUUCCGACUUGCCCGAUUUUCCGCCUCCAGCAACGUGGUCCGUCUUGCCGUGGCCCGGCCCGCAGUCCGGCCCUUUUCCACCUCUCUGGCCCGGUUCAACGAGCAGAAGAAGCCCGAGCCCGAGCUCAUGAACACUCUGGAGCAGUCCGAGUUCAUCCAGAAGAUCCGAAACAACGACCGAGUGCUCCACGAGAUUGCCGGAUUCCAGGACUUCAUGCUGGAGAAGGGCUACGUGAAUCCCGACGGUACUCGAGCUUCUGGUCUCAUGACCAUGAUGAAGAUGAUUUCCGAUAAGGAGGUUGGCAAGCGACUGGAGGGACUCAAUGCUGUGCUUGAGCAAGAGCAGAUUGAGGUGACCAAGGACGACAUCAAGUCUUUGGUUGCUGCUCUUGGUAUGAAAUAA